CUGAUCAGUGAUAAGUGAAUGGAUUAGUAACAGUAGGCCUAAUAAUUAGUUAAUUGUUCAGUUCUUCUAAAGUAAAGUUCUGUAGUAGUAGAGUAGUAAGCUAGACCUACUUUAGUAUUUUAUUAUGAGCAGUAUAGGAUAGAUGGAACACCAAUAUUCUAGAAUAGAUUAUAGUAUUUUCAGAUAGGUAUUAAAACCUGUCCUCUAUCAGAUAAAAUUUAACCAUGGUACUUGAUAUAAAUGCCUUGCUUAAAAAUGGAUAUGCCUCUUUCAUCACCAUCAAAUACAGAAAAACUGUCCCACCAAAGUUGGACAAAUCAAAGAUACGAUUGGUUAUAUAUUCUGAUUCCGAUCGAGGUAGAACACCAUAUUAUGAUUCCGAUGCCAUUCGACCAAUGGAAGACACUGAUAAGAACAUAAUGAAAUCAGCACCAAAGACAUUGCGAGCUAAAGGGUUAAACUACUCUUCACAAAAAGAAUCAUCAUUACCACCACAGAAACCACUACCAAAAUAUCAUUUUAGUCGACUUGGAAGUGAUGUUAAAGUUCUGGAAGAAAUGAUGUUUGGAACUGCUGCCAUGGCAUUUAAGGGCUCAACUCUCAAAGUACAUGUACUAAGAUCUCCCCCAAAAUUGAUGGUCUCAAAAGUGUUUAUUCCAGAGAAGCCCUGUCGAGAUAGUUUUGGAGAAUUAGAAUCAGACAACAGUAGUUUACCUGGAUCUUCUGCUGAUUUUUCCUCUGGAGAAUUUUCACUACCAAUUCGAAAGACAAAAGAAAAAUAUGUGAAGAGCAUCCCUGUAGAUGUCCCAAGCAAAGAAUUACUCUCUGAUUACAGCACUGAUGAUGACAGUGGACUAGCUUCAUUUACAUCAAGCGGUAGUCUCAGAACAUCAUUCCCCUCUCCCAGUAACAACAGCAGCUACAACAGUCUACAUCGCAGAUGGAUGAGAGCCCAAACCACAUCACUGGAUGGACACCAUCACAAGCGGUUGAAUCAAAGUUCUCAGUCCUCUGAUAACUCAUUGAGUAGGCCAAGCAGGAGCAAGUUAGCUAUUGGAAUUCUGUUUGGAAAUGAUGAGAAUGAUGAGGAAAGCAACAACCUGUUCCAGAGUUUUUUCUUCUCGCACUUUGCGCUCAUUGAAAGUCAUGUGGAAAAACUCCGUUCUGUUGUGGAGAAGGCAUAUUUCAAUACUAGAAAUUUCAUACCCACAACAAUGGAGGCUCUGGAAAAUUUCCGUGACUCCAUCUACGAUCUGUACAUGGCCCCUCGGCUGACUGAGCCCGUAUGGCUUACUAUGAUGUCUACAACCACAUACAAGACAAAAUUGUGUGAGAAGUUCAUGGAUACAUUUGUGGGGCUUGUGACAAAGUUUGAUAACAAAAAUUGUAAAUUUUUUGUGAGUACACUGCUGUCUGCUGUGUUGACUCAGCACUUGGCUUGGGUUGCCACGGUUACACCUGCUGGGGGAACACCCUCGCGUACCUACCUAGACAAACACACUGCCAAAUGGGUUGAUACAUUAGCUAAAGCACAUCCAUAUAAUCCACUCUGGGCUCAACUGGGAGAUUUAUUUGGUGCUAUUGGCCUUCCACUAAAAAUUUCAAGAACUCUUGUAGUUGGGAGGAAAGCUGACAUUGUAAAACGCUUCCUGUAUGUUUUAAGUUAUUUUAUUCGCUGUAGUGAAGUCCAUGAGAACUCCGAUCCCCAGUGCCUGAGUAAGAUUGUCAAUGACCCCCAGUUUGGCGUCUCACUCUCUCCUACCAGUAGCGAAAAGACAUUAGACGGCCAAGAAAUUAGCCCAGCUGGUACUCAUUACUUCAGGCAAACAAGCAGCGGACAAAUCAAACCAACAGAUAAAACUUUCACCUGGGGUAACUGUGAAAGCGGGAACCAGGCAAACAGUGAACUCUUAACAUCUCCAGGCUACAACUGUGAAGAGAAACAUAGUGAUUCUUUCCAGGACAGGAAUAGUGUUAAUAGGUUAAUUACCAGUGCUGGAGAGUUUGACUCUUUUAGUAGCUCUUCUUUUUGUUCAGUGCUGAAUCAAAAAAAUGAGGCUUUUGGCAGCAAUAAAUUAAUUAGUCCGUCAGAUGAGGCGGUACAAAGACCUGAAUGGGCCAACCCAAAUGGCGUUGUGAGUAAUGCUAAUGUUGGUAUUAGUGAGCUACACACGUACACUCCAAAUUCCCUCCCUGUCUGCAGCAUAACAUCUGCCAAAAUUGUUGAAUCUCCCAGAAUAGAAAAAGUUAUCAAUGUUUCAAAGGCCCCUCGCAGUCCAAUAGAUUUCUCAUCAGAGCAUAGCUUUGUGAGGGCAGAGUCUUUCUCGGAGGGCAAGUCAACUCGCAAAUCUCGCUUGAGCCAACAACUUGAGAGCUCAGCUGACACGCGAACAACAGUGACGGACAGCCCUCACAGCUGUUUGAAUGAGGACGCUGAAACAAAAGUUACCUCCAGUGAAGCUGAAUUCUCUUUAGGAUCCAACUCAUCUUGGCUGUCUAAUGAAAGCAGAAAAGAAAAUGAACCUCUAGCAAAGCUGAGCAUCAGCAGACAGACAAGUCAAGACCAUAAACCACCUCGACCGACCACUUUAACAAGGGGCAGGUCUAUAACUCCUACAGAGCUGAGUAGGAGGCGCCAUUUGUCUUCUAAUAGCAGCAUUGAUUAUGAGGCCUUUGACCCAGAGAUACACUGUACAGAAAUUAAAUUACCUAGUGCACUCACAGAUUGUGGUCAGUGGCAGAUUAAGGCAUUUGAUCGCAACUUUGGCAGAUCUUUGCUUGCCAGCUACACUGACCAUUACAUGUCAGACUUUGUCCUGCAUGGAACUUCAGAUACUGAGUAUAAAACUCGUUUGCUCAAUGACCUACAAAUGACUGUUAAGCACUCAAUUUUAGAUGAACCAAUUGAUGAAGCUGUGUGUGUCAUUGCAGAUACAGAUCACUGGACUGUUGAAGUGGCUAGUAGCAAGGUGAUGGGAAUGUCCCCCUCAGGUUGCACCCCUUGGACAGCAUCUAAACUAGUAGCUGAUAUGAUUGAGUCUGUUGUUGAAAUUUCCAAGCUCAAAAUGAGUGCAGAAUUUUGCCUGAUGCAUUUAGAGGACAGACUACAAGAAAUUUAUUUUAAAAGCUCGAUGCUGUCUGAGUAUCUACAAGGUGCACCAUACAACCAGAGAGAGCUUACAUCAAUGCUCGGGUUUGAAAGCAGUGAUAUGCCUUUAUUAUUGGCCAUUGCUGGGACGCACAAUCCAAACCUGUUGUCAAGUUCAUAGGACACUUGAUACAAAAUGCUCUCAUGAUACAAAAUCAUUCAAGAUGAUCCAUGGUACAAGAUAUUUAUCAUCAUUCAAGAUGAUCCAUGGUACAAGAUAUUUAUCAUCAUUCAAGAUGAUCCAUGGUUCAAGAUAUUUAUCAUCGUUCAAGAUUAUCCAUGGUAUAAUAUUAUUUUGUGAUACAGGAUUCUUCUUUAUUCUAAGUGCUUAAUACAAGAUCCUUCACACAAUAUGCUUCCUGAUAUGAAUGCAUUCUGAUAAUCUUCACAAUCCUGCUUCACGAAGUAUAUGAUGCUUCAUGCUACAAGGUGCUCAUCAAUAUGUAUAUUUUGAUGCUGUCAGCACAUUUUGACUGCUCGGUUGCCAACUUAAAGCAGUUCACCAAGAAAUUGUAAAUGUGCAUUAUGGUCAAAGCUCAUGGCUGUGAUUUUUGUAUAUAGCUAGGUUUGACAUUGCAUACACCAUCAGUCAUACAUGUUAGUCCAUAGGAAAAACCGACAUUAAAAAAGAUGUUUUUCUAUCCCCAUCUCAACUUAUAUUUAUUAUAAAUUAUCUGUUGCAGUCAUAGUCAUGAAGUGUGAACUAACACUAUUUUAAAGUGUAUGGGUGAAAUAUUUCCUGCUAUUGCUUGAUGAUAACAAACAUUUGGUUUUGAUAGCAGAUAUCUAAACUAAUCUUAAGAAAUGGAACAAACUUAUAAUUUAUAGAAGCAUUAGUUUCAUAGUGAUUCACAGUGUGAUAAACACCUACUAAAGAAUUCAAUGUAUAUUUUGAAUAUUUGUAGGGAUUAAAAUUCAGAUUGGAAAUUUACAAAUCUACAUAGAUAAUUUAAAAGAAAUAGCUCAUGUGCAGUUAGAUUUAUGCUUAAAUUUACAUUUUUUUUAUUGUGCCUAAUGGUGUUAAAAUAUAGUUCCUGUUUUAAGGAAUUAAAUGAUCAACAUAACAUACCCUUUAAUUAGAGCUUCUUGAAAAUGUCCACUAUUAAUAAUAGUAAUGCAGCUAAUUUAUUAUAGACUUUUACAAAUAUCCUUAACAUUCAGGAAAAUGUGUCUGUGUGAUGAAAAGAAUGAUUGUAGUGUAUUUAUCUUGUCCUCUUCAACUUGGUUUAUUGAAACAAAUGUUUUAAUAGUAUUUACCCACAAAUAUAACCUUUUAAUUGAGGGAGUGGUGCAAUUGUUUCAAAUCCCAUGUGAUAACUUAAUGUAAAUAAUGUUCUAUAAUGUUUAUGUUGAAUUCUUUCAUGUACCGGUCUAUUGUUUAUCAUCAAUGUUGUAACUCUAAUUACUCUGAACAGUGGUCAAAUUUUCUGAAAACAAAUGAAACAAUACCAAUCUUACUUGUACAUAGAUUCAUGGCCUUGAUUUAUAAGACAUGAGAAAUCAGAAUUUUUGGCUCAACAGUUUAGAGAGUUAGAGUACAAUGGUGUAAUGGUAAAUGAUCAAAUCAACUUUCUUACAUGUGGGUAGGAAAAUAUUUAAUAAAGUCAAUUGAAAA
Messenger RNA from Physella acuta, 4763 nucleotides. RefSeq names its product folliculin-interacting protein 2. Gene Ontology annotation, cellular component: cytoplasm. Gene Ontology annotation, molecular function: ATPase inhibitor activity; protein-folding chaperone binding. Lineage: Eukaryota; Metazoa; Mollusca; Gastropoda; Physidae. The record is from RefSeq and is a predicted model, not a curated record.